AUGGACCUUCCGGCUACACCACCGAUGUUCGAACCCUCGAACCCCGGGGCCAGCAAAACCCCAUCACCGACCGAUGACGUCUUCGACGCAACCGUGUUACCCAAUAAGGUAACCGAGCGUCCGGACAGCAGAAAGGGCUACAGGUUUCCGUCACCGAAGCAGCACCCAGGCUCACACAUCGGAGCCUCGGACUACACACCCCGACGGUACCUGACCAAGACCCCUCCGGAGAAGAUCGACAACCCACAGUUCCUCCGUCAACGGAUAUACGAGCUGCAAAACCAGCUCUUGGCCGGGCAAAACAUCGUCGAAUCGACGGAGAAUGUUUUGUCCCAGACGGUAGCUUCGCACAAGCAGGAGCGCAAGAGGCUCACUGACGAACUCGAACGUGCGAACACCGUCAUUGAUGACCUUACCCAGGAGAUCGAACGGUUAGAGGCCCAGUUGCAAGUAACUGAGGAGCCCUGCCGUCAUGACCAAGCCGAAGUCACUAGACUCCAGGACAUGCUGGAGCAGUCUCAGGCCGAAGUGGCCACCCUGCGCCAGGACUUGGAGCAGCGGUUACAGGCCCUCGGCUACUCCGAGGCUGGCUCGGCUGAGCUUCACAACAUGUUCGGCCGGGUGGAUGAGUACCGCGAGGAGAACCACCACCUCAAACAGGGCAUCAUCGGCCUGGAGGGAGAGAUCGACGAACUAAAUUCGGAACUCGACUUCCUCCGGACAGCCUACGAGAACCUCCGGCAGAAUCAGAAUGGCCCGGAGGGUGUAGCCGUAGACCUUCGGCUAUGCCAGGCCCAACUUGGCCAGCAGAUUUUUGCCCUUACCACCCAUCUCCAGAACGAAACAGCCCGGUUCGAACACGCUCGCGUUGAGAAUCUCGCAGUCAUCGAGGCUCAACGGGCCCGGAUCACACAGUUAGAGUCCGAGAAGACCCAGUGGGAGACGGACAAGGACCGUCUCCUAAAGUACCAACAGGAACUUUAUGACUUCGGCACGGAUGUAUCCAACAAGUACAACGACCUGUGCGAAAAGCACAACCAGCUGGUCCAGGAAAGAGAAAACCUGGGCAUCGAGGUCGCGUGCCUGAAGGAGGAGAAGACCUACCUCGAGGACUCUAUGACGGAGCAACCUCCAUCCUCCCGGACUGCCCAAGAGCAGGAUAAAUGUCAACAGAUUAAUGACUACCUGCGCCGAGACAACCCCCUGCUGAACCCAACAGGUCAAACGGGGGCUCUCGAGGGACAAAUCUAUCACGUCGGAAUGCUGCGGGCUGAACCGUCGGUGGGACCCAGGCCGCCGAUGGUACCGUCAGCCCCGGAGCCGGAGCAAAAUACUUCGACGGCCAACCCCAACGCACCGACCCAUUCCACUACCACAACAACUACGGCCUACGGAGGAACAUCCACAACGACGAUGUUCUCAACCGGAACUAGGCCUGUAGCAUCGACUUCAACCGGACAAGACCAGCCCCGAGGCACGAACCUCCGAGCCCCGGUAACCGGACCUGGCAUGGGACUUCGACCGCCGACGAACGCUUCAGCGGGAAGCUCUCAACCCAAUUCGGGAAAUUCCAACCGGGACCGACAACGUUCGGGCUCCCAGAACACGUACCCGCCGAGGAUCGAAGUACAACCUGUAUCGGCAGGGCAGCGCAACUGGGCUGACCCGGUACGCCCCGGCUAUCCAGAUAACGCACCACAGCAGCCUCGGCUAGAUAACCGUGACCCAAUAAAUCUGGCUGGCCCCGGCGCUGUUGGCAAUGUCCCCUAUCAGCCCCAGCAAGGCAACAUGGACCCAAUAGGUCCGGCACCACAGGCUGACCAAUACGUGGUUAUACCACCAGGGAUGUGGCUCGAUCAGAACCGAGUCCUCCAACGGAUACCUGGGUAUGUGGCACCGAACCAACCGCCGAACCAGGGGAACGGAGCGCAGAAUCCUCCGCCCGGACCGGGACAGCCGCAACAGCCGGCACCCCCUGGCAACCCUUAUCCUCAACCACAGCCGUACCCACCUCAACCCGCCCCGGCUGCGCAGAACCAGCAAGCGGCCUAUCCAAUAGGUUGGAACCCUCCGGUAUCCCAACAGGCAGCGCCGGUGGCCCAACCCCGUCAAACCCCACCACCCGAUGAGCAAGACAUCGCCCAAGCCCGACUUGAAGGCUACGAAGAAGGCCGGCGCCGUUACGAGGAACGGAAUAACCGGAUCCUGGCUCGAAAAAAACCGAGCGGAGUUGCCGAAAUUUAA
Paramacrobiotus metropolitanus is the source of this 2244-nucleotide messenger RNA. RefSeq names its product tyrosine-protein phosphatase non-receptor type 23-like. Gene Ontology annotation, biological process: mRNA export from nucleus. Gene Ontology annotation, cellular component: nuclear pore. The record is from RefSeq and is a predicted model, not a curated record. The transcript has a single exon. The coding region runs from base 1 to 2244 and encodes 747 amino acids. Gene Ontology annotation, molecular function: structural constituent of nuclear pore. NCBI's taxonomy places the organism in Eukaryota, Metazoa, Tardigrada, Eutardigrada, Parachela, Macrobiotidae.